Molecule: messenger RNA, 3173 nt
Organism: Octopus bimaculoides (California two-spot octopus)
Lineage: Eukaryota; Metazoa; Mollusca; Cephalopoda; Octopoda; Octopodidae
Product: DEP domain-containing protein 1B
Biological process (GO): intracellular signal transduction
Source: RefSeq, a predicted model, not a curated record
AAAAAUUAUGUUUACGAACUUUAACGCGUUUUGGGGUAAGAAAUAAAGUUUGGGGAAGAGAAAGGAACUUGGCAGAUCGAGCAGAAAGGAGCGAAAUAUUGAAUCCUUAACAUGAACUAUGAAUUCAAAUAUAGUUGCGAACGAAGACGAUGACUUCAGUGGUCCGUACCGGGCGACUAAAAUAUGGAACACAAUUAUCCGAGCGUUCAAACAAGGUAUGCCUAUUGGCCGACGCCGACGUUAUAUGAAGGUUUACGAUAAAGCUUUUACUGCAACAGAAGCACUAGAAUGGAUGCAUAAGUAUUUGAAGAGCAACCCUAAUUUUGGUUCAGACAUUACCAAGCAACAAACAGUACAAUUAAUGAGUAAAUUGUUAAAAGCCAGGAUAUUUGAAGAUGUACAAGGAAGCAAAAAGAAGCGAGAGUUUGCUGAAGGUGGUCGUGUCUAUCGAUUCAACCAAAGUUCUCCAGCAAAAGAUUCUCGUGUGCCUCUUAGUGCACGAAUGGAUUUAAUGAAUGCUGCACCAGGACAGAAGACAGUUCUAUCAAAAAGUGAAAAAUCUAAAACGACCUCCAAAUUCAAAUCUCUUGCAAUACCUAAAUGUCAUCUUGUUGCCAAACCUUUGUCUUUGGAAUCAAUGGAAGCUGUUUGGAGAAUGGUCACAUUACACCGGUUGCAAAAGACAAUUGGUUACAACACUUUGGAAGAAUUCUUGGAUGCUUCAUUGGUAAAUGGUCGGCAUAUAAUGCACAAUUGUCUUUAUGUAAAUAAAAGUGGGGUGGUUGGUAAUGUAAAUACUAAAGACCAGCUUCCACAUUGGAUCCUGUCUGCAAUGAAGUGUCUCGUCCAUUGGCCAAAUAAAGUGGACGAUAACUUUGCUAUAUAUCCAGGUUUUGAGAAAGAUGUCUUCCGUGCAGUCAGUGAAUAUUUCCAAGGCCUCACUGAACCUUUGCUAACUCAUUCCUUAUAUGAAACUAUCACCAAUGUAUUUGUCAUGGCUGACUCCAGAUAUGCUCGUCACUCAUCACCAUUAUCUGCUAAAUAUAAUGCUCAUAGCAUGACUUCAUUUGAUUCCAUCGACAAUUUGUUACUGAAUAUGACGAAUGCUGCCGACAACUCCCAGAAGUCCCACCUUUCCAAUAAAUCCGGCUGUCAGCGUGCUUUGUUUUCUACUUGGAGUUCUUCAUCAUUUCCGCAUCUGCGGGGUCAUUCUUUAGGUGGAGGCAAUCUUUCGGAAAAUAAGAUCAAAAGUGAAUCGACAGGCAGCAUCCCCCUCCUGAGAUACGAAACUGCUUUUGGACCUGAAAACAAAACCAUCACUAAUGUCUACUAUUAUCCAAAUCAAACCAGCGCCACUUUUAGCGGUUCCAUGUUUUCACGUUUACCGUCUGUUUCAAACUUAGAAUAUCAGAAUGGUUUCCAGACAAUAUCAAGCAGUCCUUCCAGAUGGCAAUCUGAACAACACCUUAAGUGUGUCGAUAAGCAAACUUUAAACAUCCUUGAUACAUUUAAGAACAAAGAUAUUUUGUCCAACAAACCUCAAAAUAAAUCUAGUCUAAGCAGAAAAUCAAAAUCACAGAAUAUAUCCAGUCAGAAGACGAAAGAUGGAGAAAAUCAAGAAAAAUCAAACUCAUUAAAUGAAAUUCGUUACCAGACACGUGCUUUUCAGGCUUCCUCUCUUACUCAAUCAGCUGCCUACCAUGAGGAAGAAUUUCAGGACCGUUUGCAUUCAACACGACCUUACAGUACGUCAAAUAUUCCAAAUUUGUCCCCUGUUGAAGGUUUGGAUAAAUUUGGUCGGAAGAUCAACAAUGCUUUUUCUUCAGCCGUGUGGUCGAUGACAGAUGAAGAAAGAGUGAAACAAGCGGUCCAGUUGGCACUCUUACUAAUUCCACCAUCGAAUCGCAGGAAGCUGCAUUUGCUGUUACGAUUUCUGAGUAAAAUCCAUAAGAAUAAUGAGCUUCAACUUGCACAAAACUCUGAAGAUCUUCGGAAUUUGAUCGUGGAUACGUUCUACCAAAGUGUAUUGUGCAGUCCUGAUGCCAGUGACAUGGACACCAACCUUGCUAAACAUUUCUUGUGGUACCUAGUAGAAAACCACGACUUUGUAAUGCAGGUGCCAUGUGACCUGCGCAAACAAGUGGAGGAACGACUCUCCGAAAUACAACGUGUCCAGGUGGUCUACUCUUCCGAUGACAAAGGCUCUACGACUUACUGCAAACAGAUUCCUCUCUCUGCUUAUGAAAAAGAAUCUUUACACCAUUCCACAGAGGCCCUCAGGGAUCUCCUAAAGAAGAUUAUUGCUGAUGAAAAGAUGAACUUUAAGGAGAAACGGAAAAGACUAUCUGAAUUUCAGAAAUUGUAUCCUAAGAUUUAUGAAAAUGAACUUGGCUUCAGGAAUCCAAUACCUGCUGCACCACCACUCAAGAUCCAACGCAACAUUCACUUACCAAGACCUUUAAGACGCCUGCGGACACUUCGGUCUUAAAUCCUUCAUCUUUGAUUAUUUUUUUCUUUACAUCCAUGUUCCAUUCUUGUAUAAGCAAAGUUGUUGUGGAAAUUUGAAGACUAGCAUUGGAAUUUGUAUAGUUGGAACAAAAGAAUUUACGUUUUGAGCAUCUUUUUAACACAAAGCACAUAUCAAUAGAGUGACUCAGUAGCUCAGGCAAACCAACAAAAUGAUAUUUAUACUUUGGCUGGCUGAGGCAAGUGAAGUAAUGGUACAUUGACUGACUGGAGUGUUUAGAGUGAGGGUACCUUGGUUCACUGGAGCAUAUAUAGUAAGGGUACAUUGGUUUACUGAGGUACGUAGAGUAAUGUACCUUGGUUGACCAGGGUAUGCAGACUUAUGGUACCUUGGUUAACUUGGGUAGGCAGGGUAACAGUACCUCAGCUGACCCUGGCAAGUGAAAUAAUAGAUCCUCGGCUGAUUGAGGAAUGUAAAGAUCUUGCCUGAUGUCAGAAGACAGUGGCUGUUGCAGUUCAACUUUGUGGUUUCUGUUGAAACUAAACCCUUCUUUAUUAUGCCUUAGCUGCAGCCAUCACUGUUUCAGUCUUACUUUUAACACAAUAAUCUCAUAACAUAGACGGCUUACUGCUCACACAAUCACUGUCACAACAAGCAUUUCUCAGUAUAUCAUUUAUAUUUAUAAUAAAAACAACAAAAGAAAAUA